UGAGAAUGAGAUUAUUUUCCGCGAAAGCACGCAAGAAAUCAGUCUUUCCCCUUCUCUGUUCCUCACUUCCACACAUGGGUGCUUCUGGAAACAACCUUCUCCAAGUUCUCUUCAGGAACUUCGAUGUUCUUGCUCUCCCCUUCGUCACCCUUGUUUACCCCUUACAUGCUUCCAUUAGGGCCAUAGAGACAACAAGGUCUCAUACUCAUUAUCAACAAUGGCUUACCUACUGGGUUCUUUACUCUUUGAUGACCCUCUUUGAGAUCACAUUUGCCAAAGUUCUUCAACUGCUUCCCAUUUGGCCGUAUGCCAAGUUGAUAUUCAGUUGCUGGCUGGUUCUGCCUCAGUUCAACGGCGCAGCAACUGUUUAUGGAAAUUACAUAAGGCCCUUCUACAUGAACCCGCAAAUCCGAGUCCCUCAAGCUUCUCAAAUGUGGUAUUUCCCGCGCAAGAACAACAUAUUCAACCAACCAGAUGAUGUUCUAACCGCUGCUCAGAGAUACAUGAAUCAGCAUGGUACAGAAGCAUUUCAAAGACUUAUAACCAAGAAUGAGAGAGUAGCCAGAGCAAGGAGGAACCGAAACCAUGUGAUCUAUGAUGAUGAUUACAAGUAUUGAUUAAACUCUGUUAAUGUUUCACUCUCCUAUUGUUAAUAUUAUUUCUACGUACCAACUAUUGUACUAGAUUAUAUAUAAUAACCCUUGUCAUGAGUCUCAAGUUUCUUCGUGCAAUUACUUGGCCUAAAAAGUAUUGCAAAGGGAUGGAGAAAAGGUAACGAAAAAUUAUUUUAUCGAUUCAAGUUUUCUAUUACAUAAAAGUUGACACGACUAAAUAAUAAUUUUGAACAAAAUUAAUGAGA
Arachis duranensis is the source of this 859-nucleotide messenger RNA. RefSeq names its product HVA22-like protein c. The record is from RefSeq and is a predicted model, not a curated record. Lineage: Eukaryota; Viridiplantae; Streptophyta; Magnoliopsida; Fabales; Fabaceae. The transcript has 5 exons. Bases 6 to 617 code for a protein of 203 amino acids.